AUGUAUUUUGCCAUCCAGGCUAUUCUUUCCUUGUAUGCCAGUGGUCGUACUACAGCGGGGGGAUUCCAAGUUGAUCCUUUGAUCGAGCAAGUAACGUAUGGUCACGAUGGAGCCGAGCCACCGCUGCUGACAGCGGAGCAUCGCUUCUCUCUGUUCAAGAAGCGGUUCAAGAAAUCGUACGUGUCUCAGGAGGAGCACGGUUACAGGUUCAAGGUUUUCCAGUAUAACCUGAGACGAGCGGCGCGUCAUCAGAAGCUUGACCCAUCUGCGAUUCACGGGGUGACUCAGUUCUCCGAUUUGACUCUAGGAGAGUUCAGGAAGGCGUAUUUGGGAUUAAGGAGAUUGAGAUUGCCUAAAGAUGCGACCGAGGCACCGAUUUUGCCUAUUGAUAAUUUGCCUGAAGAUUUCGACAGGAGAGAAAAAGGAGCUGUUUCAUCCGUAAAAAACCAGGGUUCAUACAGAUCAUGCUGGUCUUUUAGUACAACAGGAGCCUUGGAAGGUGCUAACUUUUUGGCAACCGGAAAACUUGUGAGCCUCAGCGAACAAAAGCUAAUCGACUGCGAUCAUGAGUGUGAUCCAGAAGAGAAAGGUUCAUGUGAUUCUGGAUGCAAAGGUGGGCUAAUGAACAGUGCUUUUGAGUAUACCCUCAAAGCUGAUGGACAAGUCAUUACUAUCGGAGCUAAGAGAUUCCGUUUUCCUGAAGUCCUCUUCCAACCAUCUUCCAUAGGGAUGGAAGCAGCUGGAAUCCAUGAACCUACCUACAACUCUAUCAUGAAGUGUGAUGUAGAUAUCAGGAAGGAUCUCUAUGGUAACAUUGUUCUUAAUGGUGGUUCAACUAUGUUCCCUGGUAUUGCAGACCGUAUGAGCAAGGAGAUCACUGCCCUUGCUCCAAGCAAUAUGAAGCAGAAGGUUUACGUGCAGGGAGGAAGAAGAAUUGUUGGUAGUUAA
Molecule: messenger RNA, 948 nt
Organism: Hibiscus syriacus
Lineage: Eukaryota; Viridiplantae; Streptophyta; Magnoliopsida; Malvales; Malvaceae
Product: cysteine protease RD19A-like
Exons: 1
Coding region: 1-948 (315 amino acids)
Biological process (GO): proteolysis
Cellular component (GO): cytoplasm
Molecular function (GO): cysteine-type peptidase activity
Source: RefSeq, a predicted model, not a curated record